GAUAACAAUCAGAUGACGGCAGAUCAAGACAAGGUAGGAUUAUGCGUUUGUAGCAUUGCCAAAGAGCGGCCAGUGAGCUGUCGUUUUGCUUUCGAAAUAAUGUCGUCACGUGUUUCUGGGUCGCUAAUACAUGUUGCUUAUUUGCACACGGCUUGUUGCUUAAAUUUGUAUUAGCAAUAUAAAGAACAGCUUAAGAGGAUGCAUAUUUUAGUACAGUUAAAAUAUUAUUAAAAUAAACAGUUAAAAUAGCCACUUCUUUAUUCUUUCUGCCUUUUGUUUUGAAUUCUGAACGCUCAGUUGUUGCGCCUGCAGGUGGCGCUGUAGUGAUUUCAGCUGUUUCACCUUUCGUUUCGCCUCUGCUGCUUUUCUGCCUGCUUGCACACCGACAACUCACGUGCUUCCCGACUGUUACGAGCGCUUCUUGCCUCCAACGCCGGACUUGGCUUUAUCCGCAACCUGAAAGUAUGAUCGACAGUGUGAAAUACUUCCAAAGUGCCCCUUGUGUUUCCCUCUGGUGCACGAACGUGUGUACAACCAGACGUGGCCGUUUUAGCGCUUCCCAGUCGACGGAGGGCAAGCCUGCUGUUCGUGUUCAUGGUGACCACCGCACUGCUGUCGAUGCUGUUUUCCAACACCGCCACCACUGCCAUCGUAGCUCCCGUGGUUGCGGCGCUGAUCGAGCAAAUGAAAUGCCAGACAAGAAUCAAGAGACACAUGAGUACUGCCACCGGAUCACCAUGCGUUAGUCCUUCGCGCAGUGUCGCCGAAGUCUACAGGAAAGCUGAAGCAAGGUUGCAGGCUAGUAUCAUUGGGCUUGGGGACGAGUCCUUGACAGAACUGCGCCGAGAGAUCAUGGUGUCCGUGGCCUACGCGUCCAGCAUCGGUGGCACGGGUACCCUGGCGGGUACGCCGGGAAACAUCAUAAUGAAGCAGCUGUACGAAAAUCGGUUCCCCAGUGCUCCUAGCCUAACACCAGGGACAUGGAUGUUGGCCAACGUGCCAACGAUGGUCGCCUGCUUGCUUGGAGCUUGGUUAUGCUCCUAUCGGCGACUGAAACAUAUAAUGUGCGACAAGGCAGAUUAUUUAAAGACGACCCAGGAAAAGACUCAGCGCGAGGUGGAACCCCGCAACGUGGAACUGGGCAGGAUCGGACGUGCCGAGCUCGCCGUAAUGCUGCUGUUCGUGCUGCUGGUCUACCUCUGGUUCUUCGAUUCCCGCGAUUCCAUCUUGGGCUGGACGAAGCUUCUUCCCUUAGACGCCAAACCCAGUGCGAGCACAACAUUGCUGAUGGUGGUGUUGCCCUUGUUCGCUAUCCCUCGCACCCGACAGCGUUCUGCCCUGCACAACCCGCUGCGUCCGUACGACCCUAUAUUGUCGUGGCACGAGAUGAGUUCCAUGUGCCACUGGAACCUCAUGUUCCUUGUCUCCGGGAGCCUGACGUUUUCCAAGGCGUCGCGGGCAUCCGGACUAUCGGAGGUCAUACUGCACUGGCUUGACAACCUCGAGGGCCUCGACCAACCUUUGAUAGUGACUAUUCUGUCUCUGCUGGCGGCAACAGUCACCGAAUUCUUCAGCAAUGCGGCUGUCGCAUCAAUGCUCAUACCUAUUGUUCUGGAAACAGCCGUGAAGUUCAGAAUGCACCCGAUGUCACUGGCGAUGCCCGUGACGCUGUCGUGCUCGUUUUCCUUCAUGCUACCUGCGUCCACACCACCCAACGCGCUCGUCUACGACAUGGCAAGCAUGGGUGUCCGCGACAUGAUCUGGCCCGGGUUUCAGCUGACCGUCAUCUGCAUCUGCAUCACCGUACUGCUGACAAGCACACUCGGCCAUGUCGUGCUCGACGUGGGAGAAUUUCCAGAGUGGGCUGCGGAGAACGUGACCAGCAUUUCGCAGCUGGCAGCUUAGCGCGCUUCGGGACCAGCUGCGCAAACCGCUUUGCGUCCGUGGCAGCUACACUGUCCCGACAAGGAACUGACGGCACGUUAUUUAUAGGAAAGUACAGUCACCAGCCAGGCCUCAUAAAUGUUGUCGAUCUACUUAAACCGAUUGUUUGAAUAUGGGGAGUCAUGAAUCGAAGCUACUGCUGGAAACACAGCUAUCUACUGCACCGCAAUAUUGCGAUAGAAAGCGGUAGACUGGGCUCGUACGAAGGCAGGGUCCGAACGUAAUUCAAUUGUUAACUUUUUCGUCUGUACACAAUGAGAAAAUAAGACAAUCUACUACUCCCAGCAAGAUGGCAACCUUUCGUGGGCAAUGUUGUUUCCGAGGCUUUCCUUGCCUCUAUUCUAUAAAAGCUGCCACGCACUGCAGAUGUAACCACUCGCUUCAUUCUUUUUCUUUGUCGUGACAGCUUUGGACAGUUUCUUAUUCAAAAAGUACUGGGGAGGUAUUCUGCAAGAGUCCACUUCGUAGACUGUCCAUUUCGGCCGCUAUUGAUUGGAUGCAGCUGCACGAACGAGGAGGAGACGAGCGGCCCUAGCCAAACAGCAGUGGCUGAAAUGGA
Dermacentor andersoni is the source of this 2503-nucleotide messenger RNA. RefSeq names its product Na(+)/citrate cotransporter-like. Gene Ontology annotation, molecular function: succinate transmembrane transporter activity; citrate transmembrane transporter activity. Gene Ontology annotation, cellular component: plasma membrane. Gene Ontology annotation, biological process: succinate transport; transmembrane transport; citrate transport. Lineage: Eukaryota; Metazoa; Arthropoda; Arachnida; Ixodida; Ixodidae. The record is from RefSeq and is a predicted model, not a curated record.